UCAGGCGGCAAGGAUAAGCACCUAGAACUCAGCUAAACGAAUCCGCCACACGGCUGGCAAAUGCCAAUAGAGAGGAAUCGCUUCGAGACUGAUGCAGUAAGCCUAGACCAUUUAGUCAGAGGUAGCGAGAGUAGCUGAUGAAGAUGCUGCCGCUAGGGGCUGAAGCUUCACCAUUAGCUCGCUAUCCAAUUUAAUGAGUGUGAGCACAGCUCUGGAUACCGGGUUCUCGGUGCUGAUCGUCGUCUGUGCCGCUCCUGGGUGUAGCACGUGUGGAAUUGUUCAGAGACAGUGAUGCAUCAUGUUUGCAUCUCCCAAAACAAGCCACCUGAUGGUGUCAAUAGCAGCCGUGUGAAGCUCCAAUAGAACUCGAGGCGCGGCUCGAGAUGCUGACUGCUGGUCUCAAAUGCUGGCUCUCUCUCAUUUGUCGUAUUUAUGCCCUGUCAACCGUCCAAGCCAUCUUUCUUUCUGUCUGUCUCCCCUUUACUAGGUCAAUGCUAGUGCGCUGGUAUAAAUCUGUUUCUGGAGUAGCUUCUCGUUGCCUCUUACUUUGAUUACUUUCGCCGUCUGUUGAUCUGUUGACAAUUGUAAUCAGUUGCUGUUCAGACACAAUGGACUCCUCAACUCCCACCGAAGACAAGAAGGUGUCCUUUUCUCUGCCCGUCAUCAAACCAGGAGAGUCUCCUCUCACGGAAAGCGAACUUCGACGCAUCUUACCUGCCCUUUUCCGCAAUGGAACAGCUUGGUUAGGUUCGCCGCACAAACGAGUUCACUAUUUCUUGCAAGACGAUCUCAAUAUAGAGAAGCUGACUGAAGUUUCAUCCUACUUCUCCAUCCUUGGCAAGGUCACGCCUCCGCGUCCUAUCCACCAUCAUCAGGCUCUUGGCCUCGAAAUCGUCGUCACGGAGAAAAUGGACACUCACCUGCUCUGGACCAAAGGAAAGAUCUUCAUCAAGCCGUUCCCAAGGUAUCUCAUGGAGCCCGAGUUCUGGCGGCAGUUCAUCGCCUGCCCCGAAGCCUGCCCCUACGCUUCUGACUUUCACAUCAUUCGAUCAUCAGGGCUCGUACGACGCCGCCUGCAAUUGUCAGAGGUCAAACCCUGCGAACACAGCAAGCUCUGGAAGUGCGCAAUGGGCUUCGUGUAUUCGUACUUUGCUCUCAUCGCGCAUGAGAGCGAUUUUCGCAUUGCAAAAUCAUGCAAGCUGCUCCCGGAAGAGCUGGAGUUUGACGACUGGAAGGGGUUUGUCGACCGGAUGCUCAGUAGCGGCAGGAUCUAUGGGCAAGCUGACGAGCGAUUCACGUAUGGUGAGCUGAACAUGGCACGCCUCAACAAGCUGCUCAUGUUCCAGCAGCCUGUUCGAUAUUUCUUCCAACCAGGCGACAGCUAUGGCUUCCUCCGGGACAAUUCUUCGCUUGUGCCGUCGGCGUCCCUUCACGUGGGUGCCGUGUUAGCUUCAAUGCAAGUGAGGCCUCUUGUUGCCAAGUUCAGAGGAAGAAAGGCACUUGCCCUGGUAAUUUCGCUUGGCUGUUUGUUGGCCUUGUACUCGCUCUUGUUCAUCGGCGGAAAAGGCCUCCCGACGCUUGACCUUGAAGAGUGAAUUAGACGUCAAGAGCAAACGUCCUUGGAAACAGCUUGUCUGCUGUGUAAAAAGCGUGUCUGUGGAAUAAUGCGGGUGUUUUUGGGCUCCUGAGGACAUGACUGUUAGCUGGUAUUUACAAUGUGAAAAGGUGCAUCGAGAUGUCGAUAGCUUUGUGUUCAAUUUUGAUAAUGGAAUAAAACAAAGGGUUAAUGG
Molecule: messenger RNA, 1790 nt
Organism: Trichoderma virens Gv29-8
Lineage: Eukaryota; Fungi; Ascomycota; Sordariomycetes; Hypocreales; Hypocreaceae
Exons: 3
Coding region: 609-1595 (328 amino acids)
Source: RefSeq, a predicted model, not a curated record